Ahaetulla prasina is the source of this 2445-nucleotide messenger RNA. It is a transcript of the gene DVL2, whose product is annotated as dishevelled segment polarity protein 2. NCBI's taxonomy places the organism in Eukaryota, Metazoa, Chordata, Lepidosauria, Squamata, Colubridae. The transcript has 15 exons. Gene Ontology annotation, cellular component: cytosol. The record is from RefSeq and is a predicted model, not a curated record. Gene Ontology annotation, molecular function: frizzled binding. Bases 71 to 2308 code for a protein of 745 amino acids. Gene Ontology annotation, biological process: canonical Wnt signaling pathway; intracellular signal transduction.
CGCCGCCGCCGCCGCCGCCGCGCGACCCGAGAGUCUCCCCCCCCCCCCCCUCCCCCCCCACAGGGUCCCCAUGGCGACGGCGGGCGGCCCCCCCGCGGCGGCGGCGGCCGAGACGAAGGUGAUCUACCACCUGGACGAGGAGGAGACGCCCUACCUGGUCAAGAUCGCCGUGCCGGCCGAGCGCCUCACCCUCGGCCACGUCAAGGCCGCCCUGGCCCGGCCCGGCGCCAAGUAUUUCUUCAAGAGCAUGGACCAGGACUUCGGGGUGGUGAAGGAGGAGAUCACGGACGACAGCGCCCCCCUGCCCUGCUUCAACGGAAGAGUCGUCUCCUGGCUGGUGUCUUCCGAGGUCCCCCCACCUGAGCCGCCGCCGCCCCCUCCUCCCGCUCCCGUAGAGGUCCACCCGGAGCCCUCCCCCCCUCCUCCUCCCCUCCCUCCGUUGCCCGUGGAGAGGACCAGCGGCAUUGGCGACUCUCGCCCUCCUUCCUUCCACCCAAACCUCUCAGGCAGCUGCGAGAACCUGGACCACGAAACCGAGACGGAGUCCGUCGUGUCGCUGCGGAGAGACCGGCCACGUCGCAGGGAGAGCACGGAGCACGGAGGCGGGCACCGGAUAAACGGACAAUCCCGGCUGGAGCGCCACUUGGCCGGCUACGAGAGCUCCUCCACGCUGCUGACGAGCGAGCUGGACACUACCAGCCUCUGCGACUCGGACGACGACGACGCGAUGAGCCGGUUUAGCAGUUCCACGGAGCAGAGCAGCGCCUCCCGCCUUCUCAAGCGGCACCGUCGGAGGAGGAAGCAGCGCCCGCCGCGCCUCGAACGGACGUCGUCCUUCAGCAGCGUCACCGACUCCACCAUGUCGCUCAAUAUCAUCACCGUCACCCUAAACAUGGAAAAAUACAACUUCCUGGGCAUCUCCAUCGUGGGGCAAAGCAACGAGCGGGGAGACGGGGGGAUCUACAUCGGCUCCAUCAUGAAAGGCGGGGCCGUGGCCGCCGACGGCCGGAUUGAGCCCGGAGACAUGUUGCUUCAGGUGAACGACAUCAACUUCGAGAACAUGAGCAACGACGACGCCGUGCGAGUUCUGCGGGAGAUCGUCCACAAGCCGGGCCCCAUUGUGCUGACGGUGGCCAAGUGCUGGGACCCUUCCCCACAAGGGUAUUUCACUCUGCCCAGAAACGAGCCCAUCCAACCCAUCGAUCCGGCAGCUUGGGUGUCCCACUCGGCCGCUCUGACGGGGGCCUUCGUCCCCUACCCGGGCAGCAGCUCCAUGAGCACCAUCACCUCGGGGACGUCCGUCACUGAGACCGAACGCUUUGACGACUUCAACCUCUCGAUCCACACGGACAUGGCUUCGGUCACCAAGGCCAUGGCGUCCCCCGAGUCCGGCCUGGAAGUCCGCGACCGCAUGUGGCUGAAGAUCACCAUCCCGGAUGCUUUUCUAGGUUCGGAUGUGGUGGAUUGGCUCUAUCACCACGUGGAAGGCUUCCAGGACCGUCGCGAAGCCCGCAAGUACGCCAGCAACCUCCUGAAGGCCGGCUUCAUCCGCCACACCGUGAACAAGAUCACCUUCUCCGAGCAGUGCUACUACAUCUUCGGCGACUUCAGCAGCUGCGAGAACUAUAUGGCCAAUCUCUCGCUGAACGACAACGACGGAUCCAGCGGGGCCUCUGACCAGGACACCCUGGCACCUCUGCCUCUGCCAGGGGCCACUCCUUGGCCGCUAAUGCCAACUUUUCCCUACCAGUAUACGGCCCCCCACCCGUACAGCCCCCAGCCUCCGCCCUACCACGAGCUCUCCUCGUACAGCUACGGGGUGGGAAGUGCUGGCAGCCAGCAGAGUGAAGGCAGCCGCAGCAGCGGCUCGAACCGCAGCGACGGGGGAGGCCGGGGGGCCGGGCGACCCAAAGAGGAGAAGCCGGGGGCGGAUUCGAAAUCCGGCAGCGGCAGCGAGUCGGAAUAUUCCAUCCGCAGCGGCAGCCAGCGCGGGGGGCCGGCGUUGGUGCCAGGCGGAGAGAGCUCUUCGCAGCGCAGCCAGCACAGCCUGGGGGGCGUCAGCGUGCGCUCCCACCCAUCCCUCCACGGCGCCUACGCGGCCCCCGGGGGGGUGCCCUUGGCCUACAAACCGAUGAUGGUGAUGAUGGUGCCGCCUCCUCCUCCGCCUCUUCCUCCUCCCGCCAUACAGCCUCCGGGCGCCCCUCCGGUGCGUGACCUGGGCUCGGUGCCCCCCGAGCUGACCGCCAGCCGCCAGUCCUUCCACAUGGCCAUGGGGAACCCAAGCGAGUUCUUUGUAGACGUGAUGUGAUGGGGGGGAACACGACGCGGCCUCCGCUUUCCCCCCCACACCCCCGUACCAGCCAUUCCCACCCAAAACCAGCCAUCUUGAGGGGGGGUCCCUCGCCCCAAAGGAUGGGGCCAAACCCUCUCCAUCCCGGAUUCACC